Molecule: messenger RNA, 507 nt
Organism: Emiliania huxleyi CCMP1516
Lineage: Eukaryota; Haptophyta; Isochrysidales; Noelaerhabdaceae
Exons: 1
Coding region: 1-507 (168 amino acids)
Source: RefSeq, a predicted model, not a curated record
AUGCUCUCCAUCUCGUGCAUCCUCCUUUUCGCCGUACUUUUCGUCGGCGAGGCCGCUUCAUUCGCUCUGACUCCUUCUUCCGCAUCCGCGAGCUGGCGGGCGAGGCCGGCGUCGCUGCGGCACCGCUGCGGUGCUCGGACGCGGCCGAUACUGCUGGAGCUCGUGCUGACCGAGGAGAAUGUGCAGGCCGUCCUGGAUGAGGCGGAGCGCGACCUCGGCACCAUGUUCGGCUCGAACCCCGAGUCGGCCGCGGUGGGAAUCACCGGGCGCGCGGAACUCGUUGAGCUUGACGGCCCGACGGUCGUGAUCCGGCUGAGCGGUCGCUUCUGGCACGCGCGCGCCCGCGUGCUCGAGCGCCUAGAGGCGUUUGUCCUCGAGCGCAUCCCGGAGUGCAUCGGUGUCGAGAUUGAGGACCCGUCGCAGCUGGAGGACGCGCUGGACCCAGCAACGGGCCUGCCCGUCAACGAGGUGCCAGGAAUCGAUUUGGACGCCUUCGGGCAGCGUUAG